AUGUCGAGCGUCUUCUUCUACGAGCCUUACUACGACAUCGACCGCUUCUUCGAGGAAGCUUUCUCUGGACCUCGUCAACAAAGACGAAACUCCAACAAUGGGAACCAGAGGAAUAUCGAUGGUGCUGUGAGGUCGCUCAAGCCAAGGAUGGACCUCCAUGAAAACAGCGAGAAGAAUCUCGUCACAGCGUCGUUCGAAUUCCCUGGAGCGACGAAAGAUGACAUACAGAUCGAAGUGCAUAACGGCAAGCUUACCGUCUCGGCUGAGACGAAGCAGUCCACCGAUCACGACGAGAACGGCUAUGCAGUGCGCGAGAGACGAUUCGGAAAGUACUCGCGUACUCUACAGCUGCCUCAGGGUGUAAAGGACGGGGAGAUCUCUGCGGCGAUGAAUAAUGGCGUUCUUACCAUUACCUUCCCCAAGUCUGCACCUGAACUGGCGCCAAAGAAAAUCACAAUUUCAUAA
Psilocybe cubensis is the source of this 465-nucleotide messenger RNA. RefSeq lists its product as uncharacterized. The transcript is spliced from 3 exons. Gene Ontology annotation, biological process: response to heat; protein complex oligomerization; response to salt stress. NCBI's taxonomy places the organism in Eukaryota, Fungi, Basidiomycota, Agaricomycetes, Agaricales, Agrocybaceae. The record is from RefSeq and is a predicted model, not a curated record. The coding region runs from base 1 to 465 and encodes 154 amino acids.